Messenger RNA from Pantherophis guttatus, 5188 nucleotides. Lineage: Eukaryota; Metazoa; Chordata; Lepidosauria; Squamata; Colubridae. The record is from RefSeq and is a predicted model, not a curated record.
GUUUUGGGGCCCAGCCCGGCAGGAACCCCCCCCCCUCCGACCUCUGCAGCAGGACCCAAAGGAGGAACUGUUGACUCUCUAAAGAGAUGAAAGUGUUCAGAUCAUGGAGGCAGAAAGAGGCUCGCCCAGGAGACUGCGCUGCAUCGGCCGGCGGCUCUACGACGAGAACGAGGACCUGUCCGACGUGGAGGAGAUCGUCAGCGUGCGCGGCUUCAACCUGGACGAGAAGCUGAGGAGCCGUAGCUACCGCGGGGACUUCGUGCGGCCCAUGGACGGCCAAGAUUUCACUUUUGAAUACGUGCAGCAGGAAGCGCUAAAAGUGCCUCUCAUCUUCCGAAGUAAGACUGGACUGGGAAUUAAGAUGCCCGACCCCAACUUCACUGCCCAAGACGCUAAGAUGCUCGUGGGGAGCCGCCGAAUUGUGGACGUGGUGGAUGUGAACACCCAAAAAGGUGUUGAAAUGAGCAUGGCUCAAUUUGUGCGUUAUUAUGAAACCCCCGAGGCAGAGCGUGAGAAGCUGUACAACAUGAUCAGCCUGGAAUUCAGCCACACCAAACUAGCCAACAUUGUCAAGCGUCCAAAUGUCGUGGAUUUGGUUGACUGGGUGGACAACAUGUGGCCGCGGCAUUUAAAGGAAAGACAGACCGAGUCCACAAAUGCCAUUUCGGAGAUGAAAUAUCCCAAAGUGAAAAAGUACUGUUUGAUGAGCGUGAAAGGAUGCUUCACCGAUUUCCACAUUGAUUUCGGAGGUACUUCGGUGUGGUAUCACGUUUUCCGGGGAGGAAAGAUCUUUUGGCUGAUUCCUCCAACGUUGCAGAACCUAGAACUUUACGAGGAGUGGGUUGUCUCUGGGAAGCAGAGUGAUAUUUUUCUGGGGGACCGCGUGGAGCUGUGCCAAAGAAUCGAACUGAAACAAGGGCACACUUUCUUCAUUCCUUCAGGGUGGAUCCAUGCCGUUUACACCCCAGUGGAUUCCUUGGUGUUUGGUGGAAAUAUCUUGCAUAGCUUUAAUGUUCCCAUGCAGCUUCGCAUUUAUGAAAUUGAGGACAGAACAAGGGUCCAAGCCAAGUUCCGCUACCCGUUUUACUAUGAGAUGUGUUGGUAUGUUUUGGAGAGAUACGUGUUCUGUCUAACCCAGCGCUCUCAUUUCAACAGGGAGUAUCUACAAGAAUCAAUGUUAAUUGAUACCUCGAGGAAACGUAGCUUGGAUAGCUUCUCGUCCGAUUCCUGGGGAGACAUGGAUGAGGACUCGUGCGAUGUUCGUGCUCAGGAAGACAAGGAUAACAAUCCCGAAAAAGUCCCCAAGAUCUCGUCCGACCUCCCCUCUUCUCCUAACAGCACACACUCGGAGGGGAAAGAAACGUUGGGGAAGAAGCCAAAAUCUCGCUUCUUCAAAAGGACUCUCUCCAACGAGUCGGAGGAAAGUAUAAAAUCAGCCACGGUGGACUAUUCCAAAACUCCCAUCGGCUCUCCUGCCCCCGAGGUCCCCGCCAAAUGGACUCACUUGACCGAAUUCGAGCUGAAAGGUUUGAAGGCCCUGGUGGAAAAACUGGAAUCUCUUCCGGAGAACAAGAAAUGCGUCCCCGAAGGCAUUGAAGACCCUCAAGCUCUCCUGGAAGAUAUGAAGAACAUCCUGAAGGAACAUGCAGAGGAUGACCAGAAUCUGGCCAUAACUGGGAUUCCCGUGGUAUCCUGGCCUAAGAAAAACGCAAAGAACCGGACAGUUGGGCGUCCAAAGGGGAAACUGGGCCCUUCCUCAGCUGUGAAGCUUGCAGCGAACCGGACGACUGCAGGCGCGCGUCGGAGAAGGACGCGAUGUCGCAAGUGCGAGGCCUGCUUGCGGACAGAGUGCGGCGAAUGUCAUUUCUGCAAGGACAUGAAGAAGUUUGGGGGGCCUGGCCGCAUGAAACAGUCCUGCAUUAUGAGGCAGUGCAUCGCGCCGGUGCUGCCCCACACUGCCGUGUGCUUGGUGUGUGGAGAAGCAGGGAAGGAAGACACGGUGGAGGAAGAAGAGAGCAAAUUUAAUCUGAUGCUUAUGGAGUGCUCCAUCUGCAACGAAAUCAUCCACCCCGGGUGCCUUAAGGUGCGGGAAUCAGACGGCGUGGUGAACGAGGAGCUUCCGAAUUGUUGGGAAUGUCCCAAGUGCAACCAUGCUGGAAAAACGGGGAAAGCGUACAAGCAAAAGCGGGGCCCCGGGUUCAAAUACGCUUCCAACCUGCCGGGCUCUUUGCUGAAAGAGCAGAAGAUCAACCGAGAGAACAAGGAAGUCGUCCCCGAGAUCCCCAAGCGGAAAGUCGAGUGCGAGGAAUCGCCCCGCAAGAAAUCCGACGAGCGCCCCCCGAAGCCCCCCCUGGAUCCUCUCUUGAGGAGGAAGUCCUCGGAGGAAGCCCACCUGCGCCGCAAGCGGAAAUUCGAGAAACCCCAAGAGCCGGCCAUGAGGAAACGGCUAAAACUGGGGAAAGAAGAGAAGCUGUUCAGGAAAAAGAGGCGCUCCUGGAAGACCCCAGAUGACCGGGUGGCUGCCCUCAAACCCCUGCGGCGCUUCAAGCAAGAAGGUGGGGAGGUCUUUCCAGAGGAACCUCCGAAAACCAAGGAGAGCGACCAGUCGCGUUCGAGCUCGCCCACCGCGGGGCCGAGUUCAGAAGGCGCCGAAUCCCGGGAGAAGAAAAAAUUCAAGAUCCGCCGGAAAACCCGCCUGCCCAACAAAGAACUGAGCAAGGAACUGAGCAAGGAGCUCAACCAGGAGAUCCAGAAGACCGAGAACAGCCUGGCCAACGAGGACCACCAACCCAUCAAAUCGGAGCCGGAGAGCGAGAACGAGGAGGCCAAGCAUCACCUCGGCCCGGAGCAGCCGCACCCGCUCACCAAGGGCUUCAACGGGACGCCGCGGGAACUCCGCCACCAGCUCCUCUCCAGCCUCCGCAGCAGCAGCACCACCCCCACCCCCAGGACCAUUGCCCGGCCCCCUCCUUCCCUCUCGCCCCCCAAGUGCAUGCAGAUGGAGCGCCACGUGGUACGGCCGCCCCCCAUCAGUCCCCCGCCUGACUCGCUCCUGCUGGACGAUGGAGCGGCCCACGUAAUGCAGAGGGAGGUGUGGAUGGCCGUCUUCCGCUGCCUACGACCCAGGGAACUCUGCCUCUGCAUGAGGGUGUGCCGGACCUGGAAUCGGUGGUGCUGCGAUAAAAGGCUGUGGACCAAGAUAGACCUCAAACAUUGCAAAUCCAUCACUCCCCUGAUGCUGAGCGGCAUCAUCAGAAGACAGCCGGUCACGCUAGAUCUGAGCUGUACAAAUAUCUCGAAAAAGCAGCUGAGCUGGCUUAUUACCCGGCUUCCAGGUCUCCGGGAUCUGCUUUUGGCUGGAUGCUCGUGGAUUGCCGUGUCCGCACUCUGCAGCUCCAGUUGUCCCCUCCUUCGAACACUGGACAGCCAGUGGGUGGAAGGCCUGAAGGAUGCCCAGAUGCGAGACCUUCUGUCACCGCCAACUGACAACCGUCCAGGCCAGAUCGACAACCGAAGCAAGCUACGGAACAUCACCGAUCUCCGCCUGUCCGGCCUGGACAUCACAGAUGAUUCUCUGCGUCUGAUUAUCCGGCACAUGCCUCUCCUGUCCAAGCUUAAUCUCAGCUACUGUAAUCACGUGACGGACAAGUCCAUCAACUUGUUAACGGCGGUGGGGACCACCACGCGGGAUUCCCUAACCGAGGUUAUUUUGAAAGACUGCAACAAGGUGACGGAUCAGUGCCUGUCGUACUUCAAGCGCUGUGGGAGCAUCUGCCACAUCGACCUCCGUUACUGCAAGCAGGUCAGCAGGGAAGGCUGCGAGCAAUUCAUCGCCGAGAUGUCGGUCAGCGUCCAGUUUAGCCAAACGGAAGAGAAAUUGCUGAAGAAGCUGAGUUAGUAUUUGCAAGGACAGAGUUGUAAAUAGAGGCGAAGGAAGCAGAGGGAGUGGGGGGUGGGAGAGAAAAGGACUGAAGGAAGAGGCUUUUUUUUCCCCGCCGGACACGCAGCGGCGAUGUCGAGAGAACGGACCGGACCGCGUGGGAACGUACAGCAGCCAGGUUGGCAAUUUGGUGCUCUGGCGGGGGGGCCGUUCACUUCCUGGGAUUUUCGGGAAACGGAGACGCCAACUCAGAACUGCCGCCAGAGCGCACGGACCGAGACUUUUGGCGGGCCUCCGAAGCGAAACGUUCGUUCUGCCCCGCUGAAGGUGGGCCCCUCCCCUGCGUUUUUUCUGCCUAGGGGACUGUGGUUGGGUUUUUUUUUGGUUUUUCCCUGUUACAUCUUGACCUUAUGCAAAACUAUUUUUGUACAAAUCCCUUUUAAAAAAGUUUAUUUAUGCAAACGUUCUAAAAAUGCAUCUACGGCGUUUUGACUUGGGUUUCGCGUUGCCAAAUGUUUCCGAAGUUGGAGGGGGGGGAGCGGGGAAGGGGAGCAGUCUUCGGAAGAGACACCACGGAUCGGAUGGAUAUUUCCCCACUUUUGAAGGGGCGGAGGGGAAAAAUCGGGGAAUACUUUUUAUGAAAAGGGGAGGGGGGGGAAAUAGCAUGUUUUGUAUACCGCUUUGUAUACUCGAGCAACACAGUAAGGUAUGUGGUGCAAAAAGAAAAAAAAGGUGUACAGAUGAAGGAUGAAAGUGGACAUUAAAUUCUCCCCCCCAUAUAAAGCCCACCUUUUCCUUAAUUUUGACAGCUUUUCAGUUAAGCCAAUCUCCUGGAGGGAAAGUAUUAAGCUAUUGGGGCUUUCGAAGUUGAGGAGUUUUUGGGUUUUUUAAAAGAAUGAGUUGUUAUUUAACUUGGUUAACUAUUUUUUUUAAAAAAAGGGGUGGGUGGGAAUUCAGUAUACAGUACAUUAAGUGCCAUUGUUGUGAAAGUGCUGUCUCUCCGGUUGAUUUCCUUCCUUCCUUUCAUGCAGUUUUUACCUCUAUUCAAAUUUGUAUAAAUGAUUGUGCAAAAAACAGAGGCUAGCUUGUAUUAUACAUGUUGAACCUUUGUAAGAUUUCCUGAAAAAGCCCCCCUGGCUUCAACAUCCCCCCCCUCCCCCCCGAAGUUGUUUCCCAAGAGCAAACUUGGGACGGUAAAGAGAUUCCGCGUUCAGUUGUUCUCCGUUAAACGGCAUUUGUGAGCCAGGCGAAUCCAGUUGCUUUGUCCCUUGAGGGGAGAAAAGUAAAAACUUUUUAAUAGAACAUUAA